Brassica rapa (field mustard) is the source of this 4933-nucleotide messenger RNA. Its product is annotated as kinesin-like protein KIN-14J. NCBI's taxonomy places the organism in Eukaryota, Viridiplantae, Streptophyta, Magnoliopsida, Brassicales, Brassicaceae. Gene Ontology annotation, molecular function: ATP binding; microtubule binding; microtubule motor activity. Gene Ontology annotation, cellular component: microtubule cytoskeleton. Gene Ontology annotation, biological process: microtubule-based movement. The record is from RefSeq and is a predicted model, not a curated record.
UCUAUUUUCGAAGUUGGAACCGUAAUUAGGAUUUGUUUUUUGUCGGAAUCUAAAAAAAGAAGAGAGAAAAGAAAGGAGGAAAAGAGUGAGCAAAAUCGUGCGACUGGAAAUUUCGAAUUUCUCAUCCGGCGAGGGGAUUCAAACAUCCUUCUCCGUUGCUCGCCGUGACAUCUGAGCAUUUCCUUCAGGACCAGUCGCCAUUUUUUGCAUUGCUUCGACCCCUCGAGAGGUUUAUCUAUUAUCUUCUCAGGCCUCCUCUCUACUACAAUCAUGGGAACUCUCUGAGUUGGAAUGAACAUUAAUCUCGAACAAGACGCCAAUAUGAGUGGUAUCUAUGCUCCCUCCGAUGCUACUAGUUUUCUCAGUUUCGACGGCUCAGAAACUCGUUCAAGCUUCGAUGAUACUAAGAAAGGUCAUCAGAAUUUGGUGGAAUGGUUAAAUCAGACACUUCCUUAUUUGAAUUUACCAUCGGAAGCUUCAGAGGACGAAGUGAGAGCAUGCUUGAGGGAUGGAACUGUCUUGUGUAACCUUUUGAAUCAGCUUAGUCCUGGUUCAAUGAAAAUGGGAGGCAGCUUUGAGCCUGCUUAUGUAAAAAUUGAGCGGUUUCUGACUGCUAUGGAUGAAAUGGCCCUGCCCAGGUUCGAGGUUUCAGACAUAGAACAGGGGGAUAUGGUGCCAGUUUUUCAGUCCCUUAAGGCGCUUAAAGCAAGUUUCUCCGAUGGUGGUAAUGAUAAAAACUCACUAUGUGCAAGGAGGAGGUGGAGCUUGCCAGAAGACCAUUCGGAUUCAAGAGGAGAUGACCGCAACUUUACUGAUGGAUUCCAGUCGAAGGAAGGAUUUGAGAUUGAUGUAUCGGAUGCUAAAAUUUCAGAAUUACUGAAAUCUAACAGUUUACGAAAUGCUCCUACUCGGACACUGUUUGACAUGCUGGAUAAGCUUCUAGAUGAGAGCGUCAAGAAGAUGAAUGGACAUGUGUCUCACGCUAUGGCAUCACUCCUGAGCGCACUUGUGCAAGUGAUAGAACAGAGGAUCUCAAAUCAAGCUGAUAACCUGAAAAAUCAAAAUAUACUCUUCAGGGUACGUGAAGAUAAAUACAGGUCAAGAAUAAAGGUCUUAGAAACCUUGGCAGCUGGGGCAACUCAGGAAAACGAGAUUGUUACGAACUGUAUGGAGCGUACAAAGCUUGAAAAAAACAGAAUAGAAGAAAGAGAAAGGUCGGAAGAAAAAGAUGUGGUGCGUCUGAAAAAGGAAAAAGAGCUCAGUGAUGCUGAGAUUCGUAAGCUGAAGCAAGAACUCAAGGUGGUGAAAGAGACGCAUGCAAACCAGUGCUUGGAGUUAGAAGCACAAGCACAAAAUAGUAAAGUUGAGUUGGAGAGUAAAUUAAAGGAUGCAGAGUUACAAGUCGCCCAAUCAACUAGGAAGGUCAAAGAACUCGAGAAGUUGUACCUAUCUAAAUCUCAAAAAUGGGAGAAAAAAGAGUGCACCUACCAAAGCUUCAUAGACAACCAGUUUGGGGCUCUGCAGGCUCUGAAUGCUACUUCAGUGUCUAUAAAGCAAGAAGUCUUAAGGACGCAGAAGAAAUACUUUGAGGACCUGAAUUACUAUGGUUUAAAGCUCAAAGGAGUGGCUGAUGCAGCAAAAAAUUACCAUGUGGUCCUUGAAGAAAACCGAAGACUGUACAAUGAAGUGCAGGAAUUGAAAGGAAAUAUCAGAGUCUAUUGCCGGAUACGACCAUUCCUUCCAGGGCAAAACAGUAAACAAACUUCUAUAGAGUACAUUGGUGAGAACGGUGAAUUGGUGGUUGCAAAUCCGUUUAAGCAAGGGAAAGACACCCAUCGAUUGUUUAAGUUCAAUAAAGUUUUCGGUCAAGCAUCAACGCAAGAGGAGGUUUUCUUAGAUACUCGACCAUUAAUUCGAUCUAUCCUUGAUGGUUAUAAUGUGUGUAUAUUUGCGUAUGGUCAGACGGGCUCUGGAAAAACUUAUACAAUGAGUGGGCCAAGCAUCACUUCAAAAGAGGACUGGGGUGUCAAUUACAGAGCUCUGAAUGACUUGUUUCAAUUAACUCAGAUUAGACAAAACACCGUUGUGUAUGAAGUUGGUGUUCAAAUGGUUGAGAUAUACAAUGAGCAAGUUCGUGACAUACUUUCUGAUGGUGGUUCCAAUCGAAGGUUAGGGGUUUGGAAUACUGCCUUACCAAAUGGGCUAGCUGUCCCAGAUGCAAGCAUGCAUUCCGUGAGAUCAACUGAAGAUGUGCUUGAGCUGAUGAAUAUUGGGCUCAUGAACAGAACCGUUGGUGCCACAGCUCUCAAUGAAAGGAGUAGUAGAUCACACUGCGUUCUUUCCGUUCAUGUACGUGGUGUCGACGUGGAAACCGAUUCUGUGUUGCGUGGUAGUUUGCACUUGGUCGAUCUUGCUGGAAGUGAGAGGGUUGAUCGAUCUGAGGUAACUGGAGACAGGCUCAAGGAGGCUCAGCAUAUAAAUAAAUCACUGUCAGCCCUUGGAGAUGUCAUAUUUGCUCUAGCGCAUAAGAACCCCCAUGUGCCGUACAGAAACAGUAAAUUGACGCAAGUCCUUCAAAGUUCUUUGGGAGGACAGGCGAAGACUCUUAUGUUUGUUCAAGUCAAUCCUGAUGGAGACUCUUAUGCUGAGACCGUUAGCACUUUGAAGUUCGCCGAAAGAGUUUCUGGUGUGGAAUUAGGUGCAGCUAAAAGUAAUAAAGAGGGACGAGAUGUUAGAAAACUCAUGGAACAGGUAUCAAGCUUGAAGGAUGUAAUUGCCAAGAAAGAUGAAGAGCUUCAAAAUGUUCAGAAGCUAAAAGAAAACAAUGCAACGGUGCCGAAACGUGGUUUAAGCAAUCUAAGAUUGUUGGGGCCUUCAUCACCUAGAAGACAUUCUAUAGGACCAUCACAAAAUGGUCUACGAGGAAAGCCCUCUGGUUUAUAUGGAAGAUCAACAUCAGAUGUUGACAACUGCUCAGAAUAUAGUAGCAAGCAUUCUGAUUCUGGCUCACCGCGUUCAUCAGACGAACUCAAACUUAGAAAGGAUCUUCACCAGCUAUCUAAGUUUGCUGGUGGGUCAAAAGAAAUUGACAUUGAAGAUGAUAUUGAACUCAUAGGCCUUGGGGAUGCAGAUUCUGAGGAUAGAUUGAGUGAUAUCUCCGAUAGCUGCCUUUCGAUGGGAACAGAAACUGAUGGCUCCAUAAGCAGUGCAGUGGAGUUGACUCUAUUCCCUGAAACCGUGAAGCCUCUUGAAAUAACGGAAGAACCUGAAACACACUUGGCCCCUGAGAAACCUGAGAAAUCAGCGAAAACAGUGAAAACCGUGCCCAAAGACAACAGAACUAGUAUUCCAUCGAAGAUACCGAAGCAGACCUUGAAACCACCAGGCCAAACAAGACCUUCUCGUCUGUCAAUUGCCACUAGCUCCUCCUCUAAGGCCUUAACAAGUGCUAAAAGACCGACGAUUAGCACAUCAACUUCAAUGAAACCACUCAACAGAAGGCGGUGAAGACUCCAAGGAGGGGUGGAGGAAGAUUUGAGAUGAAUCUGAGCUGUCGGUGUUUAGUAGCUAAUUGUGUAACUAAAAAGCAUAUGAUAUGAUGUCUUUUCUUUUUUUUUUUUGGUCAAAUGAUAUGAUGAUGUCUUCUAUUUCUAUGUAAACCUACUUUUAACGAAACACCAUGUGUUAACUUAAUGCUGUCCACGUAAGCUUUAAUGACUUUUGAAAAAGAGAAUAAGUUACUUUCGGUAGAUGCUAAAUUACAGGACUGAAAAUGCCAAGAACCUUCUUCGGUCUUUCACAGCAGUGAGAGUAAUCAACAACAAGUGAAUAGUGAACGCGGUUCUGUCGAUCAUAAAUGGUCUCAUCUUUGAGUAUCUCUUCAUCAUGGCUUCUUCUUCUUUGAAAUACAACCUUUUUGCUAGUUUCUACGGACAAGGCUUGCGCCAGACUUUUCUGAGCCAUUUAUGCAGGCAGUUAAACGAAAAUGGGAUUACAGUGUUCACCAAUCAAGAUCUCGUGAGAGGCGAACCCGUCCUACCUUCUCUCGUACAAAGGAUUAGGGAAUCAAGGAUCUCCAUCGUGGUGCUGUCGCAGAAAUAUGCUUCUUCUAGCUGGUGUUUAAACGAACUAGUAGAGAUCUUGAGGUGCAGAGAAACUAUGGGGCAUAUAGUGAUGACCAUCUUCUACCGAGUUGAUCCUUCUCAUGUUCGGAACCAGACCGGUGAUUUUGGUAAUAUUUUCGUGCAAACAUGUGCUGGUAAAACAGAGGAGGAGAGGCGAAUGUGGAGUCAAGCUUUGACUGAUGUGGGCAACAUUGCCGGGGAAGACUCCCGUAACUGGGACAACGAAUCGAAGAUGAUUGAAAAGAUUGUUAGAGAUGUCUCAGACAAACUAAAUGCUACAAUGUGGGCGAAAACCGGGUAUUCCAAUGGAAUGGCCUUCCUAGUCGUCAUCAAUUUGCUCCUGGAGAUUGCAUCAGCGGGUGCAGACCAGCUCUCUUCAACUCGCAAGCCUUAUUUCUCAAAAGUCUCCUUACUGAUGUCAGUUCUCUCUCUUAUCCUAUCCACCCUUGACUUCACUUACAAAAUCCGAGCCCAUAAAGCUCGUUUCCGAUUCAAGUGGCCUAUGCCUUGGUUCUACUAUCCAUCACGUGGCUACAACAGAAUCUUUGGUAGUUCCACAGAUGCUAUCUUAUUUUUCUGUGUUGCUGGUCAGUUAAUAGUGUCAACGAUCAAUUGUAGCUUUACUGAAAGAGGACGAGACGGUCCCAUCAAAGUAUCAGUCUGGCCUCUCUUCUUUGCUAUUGGUAUGGUAGUCUCCAAGUUCAUGGAGAAACCAACCAUUUCCAAGGAGAGUUAACCCUCUCAAAAAUGUAUUAUUGAUUGCUUUAGAAUUGUAAAGAACAAAGACAAGUGUUUUGAAGGUUGGAUUA